UUUAGGAGCACUUGCUGCCACGUAGGCGGCCAUCUUGAAUGAGGCCUCACCGAGCUGGUUCUCUUGGCUCAUAGUUUUCUGUAGUCCUUGUCUUGGCAGCAGUAUAACAGUUAAACUAUGGGAGGAUCACAAAGUGCUGAGAUCCCGGGAGGGGGCACGGAAGGUUACCACGUUCUUAGAGUUCAAGAAGGGUCCCCUGGUUACAAGGCUGGACUUGAAGCCUUCUUUGAUUUUAUUGUUGCAAUUGGAAACACAAGAUUGAACCAAGACAAUGAAACUCUGAAGGACCUGCUUAAAGCCAACAUGGAGAAGCCAGUCAAAAUGUUGGUGUACAGCAGUAAGACACAGAUGGUCCGAGAAGUGACCAUCACUCCCAGCCAGGACUGGGGUGGACAAGGGCUACUAGGGGUCAGCAUAAGGUUCUGUUCAUUUGAAGGAGCUAAUGAAAAUGUUUGGCAUGUGUUGGAGGUUCAGCCCAAGUCCCCAGCCUCAGCUGCUGGUCUGAUUCCUUACACAGACUAUAUCAUAGGUGCCGACUCUGUGCUACAUGAAUCUGAAGAUCUGUUUACACUAAUAGAGUCCCAUGAGGGGAAACCACUGAAGCUGUAUGUGUACAACCUGGAAUCAGAUACGUGUAGGGAAGUAUCAAUCACUGCAAAUGGAGCUUGGGGAGGAGAGGGAAGUUUGGGCUGCGACAUAGGCUAUGGCUACCUGCAUAGGAUACCCACAGCGCAGAUAGUGGAGCAACAGAAACAGAGAGAGAAGAAAGCACCCCCUCCUUCUUCAGCUGCCACGACUAACCCUGUCCUCACCACCAAGCCUGAUGGAUUCUCUGAGGUCCCAUUGCAAGGAAUGGCCAAUCUGAAUAUCAACCAUACAGCUGCACCACAGACCCUGAUCAAUCCAGCAUUAAAUACAGGGUCUCCAACCAUUCCUGUGAUUCCUCAGAGCUCUGUGGCAUCUCCUGGAAAUCAUGCCAUGCCAUACACAGCGUCCACGACUCCAGGCUCCAUGCCAGCUGGUUUUCCCGCACCAGCAGGACUGCCCAACCUCCCUGGUUUACCAAACUUAGCAAAUUUACCACCAUUAACCACACCAAUAUCCAUUGCUGGGCUGCCACCUUUGUCUGUACCAUUGCUGAAUUCUACAACUACAGGAACUUUCUCCACUGGUUCUCCCCUAUCAGUGCCUUCUGAUAUCUCUAUUCCACCUCCACCAGUUUCUCUGAGCACAACGCUAGCUAUGACAGCUCCUCUCCCCAAUGUUCAGGCAACACCUGUCCAAGAGGUGGCUCCACCAUCAACAGCAUCGUCAACGCCCCCAGUUCCGCAGACAACGCCAGUUUCAUAAUGACAAUACACAUAUGUAUGUAAUGAUAAGUGGGAGGAUAGACUGAAUGGACUUGACCAAUGGGUUAAUGUGAAGUAUUGGUGUUCUGUAUGGUGUAUAUUUAAUAUGCAAAUGAUUAAGGGGUUACUUUCUGUGCUUGAAUGUGUCAAGAGUGGACAACAUUGGUAAUAUUUUGCAAAGUGUAUACAUAUUUUGUUGAAUUAACUAGCAUGCCACUUCUUUGGCAGGAUUACUAGCUGGUGACUAUUGAUAAAAGAAGACUUAUUUGUUCAUUCUCAAAUAUGUUUACCGAGGGGUUCCUGCCUAUUGAUGUAAAAUUCAAUUGGUCAGCAUGUUUUGAACCGGUAUAUUGGUGGUGGUUAAUGUUUCAGCCAAAUAUAAAUUCAUUGUCAGGGCAUGUUAAGGUAUUACAAAAUUUUAGGGAAUAUUGCAAUUUGCACCAGCAAAAAUGUCCAAAUAAUGUAGAUUUGUGGAUUUCUUUUAAGCUGUAUAAUGCAAUUUAAGGCCAAGAUAUUCAGCCAUACAAGCAUGUUAAAAUAUAACCCCAUUUUGUAUAUAUUGCACUGUGUAAAGAUUGUAGCUGUAUUCAUUGUGGCAGAAAAAGGUAUGCUUGACGGAAAAGUGAAAAACGAAGAUAAUAUUGAAGUUUGAAAACAUGGCUUGAUGUUUUAAUUUACCAGGUAUUGUUUCAUUAAAACUGUUUUAAACAAACUUGAUAGUGUAACUUUUAAACAAUAAAUUAACACUCAGAGAAGGUAAUAUGCUUUGUGGCAACAUAUGAGAACGAAAGUAAUCAAAGAAGAGAAAUUAAUAAUCUACAAAGACCACGUUUCUUCAGAGUUCCUGGCAGCAUUAGCCAACCAGGAAGUUAUUUAUUGAUUCAGAUUUUGGGCAAAUUGAGAGGACAUUGUGAAUACCUCUGCAAAUGUACACUAUGUAGUUAUUUUCUUAAAUACUCAGAAAUAAAAACAAUAUUUCAAGUUCAA
Molecule: messenger RNA, 2336 nt
Organism: Lingula anatina
Lineage: Eukaryota; Metazoa; Brachiopoda; Lingulata; Lingulida; Lingulidae
Product: Golgi reassembly-stacking protein 2
Biological process (GO): Golgi organization
Cellular component (GO): Golgi apparatus
Molecular function (GO): protein binding
Source: RefSeq, a predicted model, not a curated record